UCUACGUCCCGCCCUUCCCUCUUUACCUCCGGGCCGGCUUGGCUGGUGGUGAGAUACUCGGUCCGCAGCUGUGGAAGUGGCGACUGCAAGCGCAAUCACGUCCACGACAGCGACCAUGGCAGAGUAUCAAGCCCAGAAUAAAGCCAAGCUCAUCUCUGACACGCGACGGAGGUUCGAAGCUGAAUAUGUGACAGAGAAGUCAGAUAAAUACGAUCCACGUGAUGUUGAAAGACUACAACAAGAUGAUAACUGGGUUGAAAGUUACUUACUUUGGAGGCAUAAUGUUGUAGAUGAAACACUGAAGAUGCUUGAUGAGAGUUUUCAGUGGAGGAAGGAAAUGUCUGUCAACGACCUGACCGAAGCCUCCAUUCCCAGGUGGUUAUUGGAAAUUGGUGGCAUUUAUCUCCACGGUUAUGACAAAGAAGGGAACAAGUUGUUCUGGAUCAGGGUGAAGUAUCAUAUAAAAGACCAUAAGACCAUACUGGACAAAAAGAAGCUUAUUGCAUUCUGGUUGGAACGUUAUGCUAAGAGAGAAAAUGGGAAACCUGUAACAGUGAUGUUUGACCUAUCAGAGACUGGAAUAAAUAGCAUAGACAUGGACUUUGUACGCUUUAUCAUCAACUGCUUUAAGGUUUAUUACCCUAAAUACCUCUCAAAAAUGGUGAUCUUUGAUAUGCCUUGGAUAAUGAAUGCUGCUUUCAAAAUUGUGAAAUCCUGGCUUGGUCCAGAAGCAGUGAGUCUGUUGAAGUUUACAAGCAAAAGUGACAUCCAGGACUAUGUCAGUGUCGAAUACCUGCCUCCCCACAUGGGCGGAACUGAUCCUUUCAAGUAUAGCUAUCCACCGCUAGUAGAUGAUGACUUCCAGACACCGUUGUGUGAGAACGGACCCAUUGCCAGUGAGGAUGAAGCUUCUAGUAAAGAAGAUAUAGAAAGUGAUGGCAAAGAAACCUUGGAAACGAUUUCUAAUGAAGAACAAACAGCUCUUCUUAAAAAGAUUAACACAACUGAACCUACUUCCAAAGCAGAAGAGAAUGAAAAAGUUGAUUCCAAAAUGAAAGCUUUCAAGAAACCACUGAGUGUGUUUAAAGGGCCCUUAUUACACAUCAGCCCAGCAGAAGAACUGUAUUUUGGAAGUGCAGAAUCUGGAGAGAAGAAAGCUUUAAUAGUGUUGACAAAUGUAACUAAAAACAUAGUGGCAUUUAAGGUGAGAACAACUGCUCCAGAAAAAUACAGAGUCAAGCCAAGCAACAGCAGUUGUGACCCUGGUGCAUCAAUUGACAUAGUCGUGUCUCCCCACGGUGGUUUAACAGUCUCGGCCCAAGACCGUUUUCUGAUAAUGGCUGCAGAAAUGGAACAGUCAUCUGGCACGGGUCCAGCAGAACUGACUCAGUUCUGGAAAGAAGUUCCCAGAAACAAAGUGAUGGAGCACAGGUUAAGAUGCCAUAUUGUUGAGAGCAGUAAGCCAACCACUCUUACAUUAAAAGACCAUGCUUUUAACAUGUCAGAUAAAACCAGUGAAGAUCUGUAUCUGCAACUCAAUCGUUUACUAGAAAGCAAUAGGAAGCUUGAAGACCAAGUUCAGCGCUGUAUCUGGUUCCAGCAGCUGCUGCUCUCCUUAACCGUGCUCUCGCUUGCUUUAGUCAUCUCUUUCUUCUAUCUGUUGUACAGUUAAAGAAGUGGUGCUCCGUAGCAAAUCUGGCUCUUCCGUUCAUUAGCUGGAAAAAGUAAGACCCGGAGCUUCUCCACCACGCUGACAGUGUCGCACAUCUGUGCUUCCGCCGAGGAAAUGUAUGACAUUUAGGAGGGGAACUGGAACGUCUUGAAAAUAAACUGUUAGAAUAAGGAAACACUGAAGAAGUUGAUUAUAAGAGACUAUAGGUAGUUAGGAAAGUAAGUAAAGGCAUUAUCUGUCGUGUGAAUUAAUAGUUGAGAUAUAUUUAUUUUUCCCUUUUGAUCUGGAUACUUUGAAAGCUUGUUUUAUCGUGUAUAUAUAUGUCAGCUGAACGGAAAAGUCAAAGUAAUGUGCUUUGUUGCAGCCAAAAAAUGUAAUCUGCUUUUUUUUUUGGACAGAAUUAUGAUAGCUGAGCCAACUUAUUUAGCUUUUCUAUACUAUGUAUAUAGAAGAACACAUAUAUUGCAAACCCAUACAGAGUAAUUUCUGUCACCAUGACUCUGUAACUUGGAGAACUACUAACAGAUGCUCGUCCAUGCCCUUUUGGAAUGUACAACUACUUGAUGCCAAACCACAGUUAGCCUUUGUUUCUUAUCCGUCUUCCCUAACGGCCUACCUGCCUGCCUUUUAUUAAUCAUGGACUUUUUAAUGAACACUCACACUCUCAUUUAGGGAGAAUUUGGGAAACUAAGUCUGGUUGGAUUUUCUCUGAAUUCUGUUAGGAACGUCCAGAAGGAAGACCUCUCCAGUCCCACAGUCUUUUGUGUGCAGGUUCACGUUACUCUCUAUAGCUGGACACGGACCCUUCUGCUUCAUUUAUUAUAAAUAUAAAGGCUUGAUUCUCCAGUGUACCAUCUUCACCCUCUCUUCGCAAUGAAAGGAGUUAGAGAAAAUGUUCUGAAAAGUUAAUCUUUGAGAUGCAUAGCAAUAUAAUUCAUUUCCAUUUCACGUCCUUAAAAUCAGCCAUGAGAAGGGAACUUGACAAAAGACUGGAGUAUCUCUAAGGAUGAAAAAAAAACAUCGAAACUCGAGUGUCAGUUCUCCGUUUAAGAGUGAAAAACAGAACUCAGUGCCCAACUGUAGAGCCGUCAGAGCAGGGCUGACUGAUUCACUUGACGCCCUGCCUCCGCCACAGUCACGCUGAGGAUGGUUCCUAAACCCCUAAAAUGACACACGCUGCCAGAGCAGAGGCUUACGGAUGUAGUUGGUUUUCUCUUUAAUAUACCCACUUUCAGUCCGUGUUGGUUCACAUGUAAAUCGACUUUAUAUGAAAGAAAAAAAAAACAUAGUCUGCCUGUUAAAAUAAAUUUUGAGUUGUGACUGAGCCAC
Molecule: messenger RNA, 3001 nt
Organism: Camelus dromedarius (Arabian camel)
Lineage: Eukaryota; Metazoa; Chordata; Mammalia; Artiodactyla; Camelidae
Gene: MOSPD2
Product: motile sperm domain containing 2
Exons: 15
Coding region: 116-1672 (518 amino acids)
Cellular component (GO): endoplasmic reticulum-endosome membrane contact site; endomembrane system
Source: RefSeq, a predicted model, not a curated record